CAUCGUCAUCGUCAUCAUCUUCAUCUUCAGCUUCGUCUUUUCUUAUUAUUAUUUUCUCCCUCCUAACUCUUAAAUCAUCCACCUUCAUUCCCAACUUCCAAUUAUAAAUACCCACUCUUUCCCCUCCGUUCAAACGCCCGCUUACUCAAUUCAUCUCCAAAAACACAAAUCAAUUCCUUUAGAAUUCAUUUUCAAACUCAGUUCCUUUGUUUUUCUUCUGUUUCAUCAAUGGAUUUCGGGAAAUUAUCUCGCGCUUCCACCUCUCCCUUUGAUUGCCUUAUGUUUGACUUGGACGAUACUCUGUAUUCUUCCCACACUGGAAUUCAUCAGGCUCUGAAGAAGAACAUCGAAGUUUCUGUAGAUUUUUUGGUGGAACGAUGUGGAUUCUCUACUGACCAGGCUGCGUCUCUUCGAGUUGAGCUGUUCAAAACUUAUGGUAGCACUCUUGCUGGACUACGGGCACUAGGAUAUGAUAUUGAUGCUGACGAUUAUCACAGUUUCGUGCACGGGAGGUUGCCAUACGCACAGAUCAAGCCAAACCCUCAACUACGUAACCUGUUAUGCAGGAUCACUCAAAGAAAGAUUAUAUUUACCAAUUCGGAUCGAGUUCAUGCUACGAAGGCAUUAAGUAGGCUCGGAUUAGAAGAUUGUUUUGAACAAAUUAUAUGCUUUGAAACUCUUAAUCCAAACCUAUCUAUGGCUACUCGUCCUGAUGAAAUUCCAGUUCUCUUGAAGCCUUCUCUUGAUGCUAUUGCAAUCGCAAUUUCUGCUGCUAAUAUCACUCCUCAUCGCACUCUGUUCUUAGAUGACAAUGUGAGAAACGUCGCCGCUGGCAAGGCUCUCGGGCUGAAAACGGCGUUGGUUGGGCGAGCAACAAAAUGUGUGGGAGCGGAUUAUGCAUUAGAAACCGUGAAUAAUCUAGCACAGGCAAUUCCAGACAUAGUGAUGAUCAAUGGAUCAGAAGAAGAUGAUCAACAGGCAAUGGGAAGAUCUAUGAGUGAUCUUGAAACCUUUCUUACUGUUGGGGCUUAAUUGAUGAUAAAUAAAUCAACAUUUCAACUAUUUCAUCAAAAAGAUGAGAUGGAUCGAAAAUCAUGCUAAGAUGUUAAUUUUCUGAUGUAGUGUCACUAGUGUGUAUAUCUUUUCUUCUUUUCUCAUGGAGCUUUGUAAAUGUAUGCACAGUAUUGUCGAACUUAUCUAAUGAAUAAUAAUGUAGAGAAUAUCCAGAACAUUACCGGGCAUCAUCAACUCAGCAUAAUAAUGCUUAUAAUAACAAUAUGUUUCUAAUAA
Molecule: messenger RNA, 1290 nt
Organism: Beta vulgaris subsp. vulgaris (sugar beet)
Lineage: Eukaryota; Viridiplantae; Streptophyta; Magnoliopsida; Caryophyllales; Amaranthaceae
Product: phosphate metabolism protein 8
Exons: 8
Coding region: 229-1032 (267 amino acids)
Source: RefSeq, a predicted model, not a curated record